AAAAGAACGGCAAGUAAACAUAUGGGGCCGUCCAGUGAGCUGAUGCAACUUGUUCUAACAUUAUUCAGGACUGGUUCAGCACACAGGCGUCAUGGCUCCGCCUGGCAAUCCCAGACACAAGAGAACUGGCAAGGCCGCCAAGAAUCGGAGCUCUCAGACAGAGAACCAACCGGAUUCUGAGCUGCAGUGUUCUCCCGAUGGACCACCUGUAGAGAGGCCAGUGUCAGCAGCCUGUUUGCUGAAGACUUCUGCAGAAAAGUGUCCUGAUAGACCCCUUAAGGUAGCCAAUUCCCAGCAAGGAUCUCCAGUUACAGGGGGCAAAGGCAAGGAAUCUCCCAAGAAUUCAGCACCUCAGAGGAAGGGCUUGAAUCCUGAGGGCAAGCCAGCUAAGAGAACCCAGUCUAAAGGAUCCAGACCAGGCACACCAGGGCGAGCAAAAGGGCAACCUUCUUCCUCGCCAACCAUCAAUGCACAGGUCCCCCAAUCCUCACCAUUGGCAGCAUCAGUAGUUGCAGAUGCAACUGCUUCAACAAAGCAGGUAUUAGAGAAAAGUGCUGAGAGAACAGAGCCAAGACAAGCUAAUUUUUCUACCACUUGUCCAUCAAGUAGUGAGAAUAAACAGGGAAAGAUGUCUGACCAAAAGCUUGCUAGUCUUUGCCAGUUGCUGGAAAAUAUAGUCUUGCAACAUGGAGGUAAAGAGAUGUCUUCUGGUGGAACCAAGCCUGUUAGUGUCCCUCAGCAAAAUCAGAAUACAGCUACUAAGGUAUCUCCAGUCGCAAAACCUGCUUCUGAAACAUCAUCAUCAAAAGGUAAAGGUACUGAAGAGCACCCUGGUGCAGAGAAGUCAAGAGAAGAAAUAGAAAUGGAGAGGAAAGCCAGGAAGGAGGCAAAGAAAGCAGGAAAAAAGAAAGGAGGUGAUCAGAGCAAAGCCAAGGAAGGUGGUACAGAUGAGAGCACAAAGGAAAACAAAAAGCCACCUCCUCAAAACCAGAAGGAAGCUAAGGCUCAGAGCAAGCCAGCAGAGGAGAAAGCAGCACCUCCGCAGCAGUGUAAGCAGGGGCAGGAGCCGCAGCAGAAAGAAGGGGUUGAAGAUGGCAGUGGCAAGUCAAAAGCAGACCUGAAGCGGGAAAGACGUGAGAAGCAGGAAGCCCAGAGGCAGGCUAAAGCAUUAGCAAAAGCACAGCAGGAAGCAGAGAAGCAGAAAAAGAGCCAGCCUCAGUCUCAAAAGAUCAUACGUGAGGAAGCUAAAAAAGCACCACAAACCAAAAAGUUUGCUGAUGGGAGGCGCUUUAGGGACAAGAAGAGUGUGGAGAAGGACAGCUCGCGGAGAAUCCCACUGCUAGGCCACCUCACCCCUUACACGUCGCAUCCACCAUCACUACCUGUCAACAGUGAUUCCAUCCACCCUGCUAUAAGGACUCUCGGUCAAAAGAUGAAGGACCGUGUUGUGGAUGGGUCAACUGCACGGGUAAUUGCAACAUUAGCUGCUCUGAAGAGAUUCAUCAAUGACUAUAGAACACCUGAGUCUUGUGACCUCUCCAGAGAUCUUGCAGAGAAGAUAGUGCCUAAUGUGGCACACCUCCAUGCAUGUCGUCCUCUGGCAAUUGCAAUGGACAAUGCCGUCAGGUGUGUGCUUAUUGGUU
Messenger RNA from Penaeus vannamei (Pacific white shrimp), 1643 nucleotides. Lineage: Eukaryota; Metazoa; Arthropoda; Malacostraca; Decapoda; Penaeidae. The record is from RefSeq and is a predicted model, not a curated record.